UCUCUAUUCAUCGUCGUUAGUUCCCUCUCCUCUCUGCCAGCUCUGUGAGGACGUCUGAUGCGCUGACCAGCCCUGCUGUAGCCUGUCACUCUCGGGGUUGUCUGGCCGUGGACACAGACUGGACUGGACAUCCGUGAUUGUAUUUUUAAAAAUGAGCUGGUACAUUACCACACCUUUGUUGCGCGUUGAAGACACUAUAUGAACAGUGAAGGGACUUUCCGUGAACGAAGAGACUCCUGGUUUUCAGUUGGGGUUUAUUUUACGCGUAUUUUUCUGUGAAGGUUACGGAUCUUGCUCAAGAAUAAGGGCGUUUUAGAAGAUGAAGACAAGUGAAUGAUCACACGAAUAUAUGUGCUACUGUAAACCAAGACAUUGCCCUGAGUAGACCCUAACGUCAUUCCAUUGUGGUUUAACACAAAUCAGCUUCCUUGGAUCUUACUUUUGUUGUGUUAGUGUAUUUUUGCAUAAUAUAUUUUUCCCCCAAUGAUUUUUGGAUUAGCAGAACUGUAGAAUUAAUAUAAUACAGGGAAUACUCACCAAGAGGGAAGAUGGGGAACAGUGUCUAGAACUGCCAGGAGAGGAAUGCCCCAGACUGUGUUCCCAGCAGCAGGCACCAUGUUCACCCCCAGUGGCUUCAGCCCCCACCUGACCUCCACCUGCUCUGAGGCUGACCCUGAGGAGGAGGAAGGCCCCCAGGAGGCCAGAGGACCUGGGGCUUGCGUGGCCGACGGACCCCCCAUUACCUCCGCCUCUCUGGACACUCUCAUCCAGCACCUAGUGCCCACCACAGACUACUACCCAGAGAAAGCCUAUGUGUUUACGUUCCUGCUGAGUGCUCGUCUGUUCAUCUCUCCUCCUGAGCUGUUGGCCAGACUCUGUGACAGCUGCAUCAAACAACAACAGUUGGACCAGAGUCCAAUGGACACGGCUAAAGUGAGGAAGUUUGGUCCCAAGAUCCUGCAGCUGCUGACUGAGUGGACAGAGACGUUUCCCACAGACUUCAGAGAGGAGAAGAUGGUGGGCCUUUUCAAAGAUAUCAUCCACAGGAUAGCACCCUGUGAUGAGGCGUAUUGGAAGACACUGAACCAGGUUUUGCAGACACUGAACCAGAAGCUGGCAGCCAUCGCCCAGGGAGAGGAGAGCAUUGUCAAAGUGAAUGCCUCCUCAGUCUCCUCAAUCUCAGACAAGCUGGUGGGCUUCAAGAGCAAGCCUCCACCUAUUCAGAAGGAUAUACUGUCUAUCUGCAAUGACCCAUACACACUGGCACAGCAACUCACCCAUGUGGAACUGGAACAUCUCAGUUAUAUCGGUCCUGAGGAGUUUGUCCAAGCCUUUGUUCAGAAAGACCCACUAGAUAGCACUCAGCAGCCGUGUUUCAGUGAGCAGAAGAAGAAGACCACUAACCUGGAGGCUUAUGUCAGGUGGUUCAACAGGCUAUGCUACCUGGUAGCUACUGAGAUCUGUAUGCCUGCUAAGAAGAAACAGAGAGCCCAGGUGAUUGAGUUCUUCAUCGACGUGGCCAGAGAGUGCUUCAACAUUGGCAAUUUCAACUCCCUCAUGGCCAUCAUCUCUGGUAUGAAUAUGAGUCCUGUGUCUCGGUUGAAGAAGACAUGGGGUAAAGCCAAGACUGCCAAGUUCUUCAUCCUGGAGCAUCAGAUGGACCCUACUGGAAACUUCUACAACUACAGAACAGCACUUAGGGGAGCCGUCCACAGGUCCCAGACUGCUAAUAGCAUCAGGGAGAAGAUUGUAAUUCCCUUCUUCAGCCUACUGAUCAAAGACAUAUACUUCCUGAAUGAGGGAUGUGCCAACCGCUUGCCCAACGGCCAUGUCCAUUUUGCGAAAUUUGUGGAAUUGGCUCGCCAGGUGGGAGAGUUUAUGACGUGGAAACAGAUAGAGUGUCCGUUUGAGACAGACAGGAGCAUCCUCCACUACCUCCACACUGCUCCCAUCUUCAGUGAGGACGGCCUCUACCUGGCAUCCUAUGAGAGUGAGAGCCCAGAGAAUCAGGUGGAGAAGGACAGAUGGAAAGCACUCAGGUCUAAUAUUCUGGUGAAGACAAAAGAGCUAAAAGAGCACCAUGGCAGCUAACCCUCAGGCCAGCCCAAGGGAGG
Messenger RNA from Oncorhynchus nerka (sockeye salmon), 2114 nucleotides. RefSeq names its product ras-GEF domain-containing family member 1C-like. Gene Ontology annotation, biological process: positive regulation of GTPase activity; Ras protein signal transduction. The transcript is spliced from 14 exons. The record is from RefSeq and is a predicted model, not a curated record. Gene Ontology annotation, molecular function: guanyl-nucleotide exchange factor activity. NCBI's taxonomy places the organism in Eukaryota, Metazoa, Chordata, Actinopteri, Salmoniformes, Salmonidae. The coding region runs from base 583 to 2091 and encodes 502 amino acids. Gene Ontology annotation, cellular component: plasma membrane.